Molecule: messenger RNA, 6063 nt
Organism: Xenopus tropicalis (tropical clawed frog)
Lineage: Eukaryota; Metazoa; Chordata; Amphibia; Anura; Pipidae
Gene: kif21b
Product: kinesin family member 21B
Exons: 36
Coding region: 185-5062 (1625 amino acids)
Biological process (GO): microtubule-based movement
Cellular component (GO): cytoskeleton
Molecular function (GO): nucleotide binding; ATP binding; microtubule binding
Source: RefSeq, a predicted model, not a curated record
UUACCUUUUGUUCCUCUCGGAAAUCUGCAGCGCAGACUGCUUCAGCAUGGGGAGAGGAGUGCUGGGAGUUGGUGCAUGAUGUGAAAUAUCCACCCUUGCCUUGAGAUGAAAAAUCUGCCCCUGAUACCUCCUGCCCCACCUGAAAUUCCCAGGGCAGUGAGGAAUAAGAAGGAGAAGGAGCGCCAUGGGGAGCCAGGGGGACUGCAGUGUCAGGGUUGCGCUGAGGAUUCGACCACAGAGCAGUAAGGAGCAGACUGAAGGAUGCCGUAUAUGUACAUGGGUUUAUGCUGGAGAGCCACAGGUGCUUUUGGGUAAAGACAAAGCCUUCACAUAUGAUUUUGUGUUUGAUAUGGACACAGACCAAAUCCAAGUCUAUGAGACUUGUGUACGUGGGCUGGUAGAAGGUUGUUUUCAAGGCUACAAUGCUACUGUGCUGGCCUAUGGACAGACUGGUGCUGGUAAAACACAUACAAUGGGUAGUGGAUUUGAUCUUGUGGUAACUGAGGAAGAACUGGGGAUCAUCCCACGUGCUGUGCGUCAGCUUUUCAGCACCAUACAAGAGCACAAAGCUUCUGCUUAUGAGAGAGGACUGCCAGAGCCCAGCUUUAAAGUUAGUGCACAAUUCUUAGAACUCUAUAAUGAGGAAAUCUUGGAUCUAUUUGAUGUAUCCCGUGAUCCUGACUCUCGCUAUCGGAAAUCUAAUAUUCGGAUCCACGAGGAUGCUAGCGGAGGGAUCUAUGUUAGUGGUGCCAGCAUUCGCAGUGUCAGCUCAGAAGGAGAGCUACUACAGCUUCUAAAGGAGGGUGCUCUUUCUAGAACUACAGCCAGUACCCAGAUGAAUUCCCAGAGUUCACGGUCACAUGCUAUCUUCUCAGUCCAUCUCCAACAAACACGUGUUUCUGAGACUUGCUCGAAGGACAGUUCUUCUUUGGAGUAUGAGACUUUGACUGCUAAAUUUCACUUUGUGGACCUGGCAGGAUCUGAGCGCCUCAAGCGUACAGGAGCAACUGGAGAGAGAGCAAGAGAAGGGAUCUCUAUAAAUUGUGGCCUUCUGGCACUUGGGAAUGUAAUCAGUGCUCUUGGAGAUCAAAGUAAGAAGGUUCUUCAUGUUCCAUACAGAGAUUCAAAACUGACUCGACUACUGCAGGAUUCAUUAGGUGGUAACAGUCAAACCAUGAUGAUUGCUUGCGUUUCUCCAUCUGAUCGUGAUUUCAUGGAAACCUUAAACACUCUAAAGUAUGCAAAUCGUGCACGAAACAUUAAGAAUCGUGUAACAGCCAAUCAGGAGCAGAGUGGACAGCAAGUACAGGCUCUUCGGGCAGAACUAGCCAGAGUAAAGUUGGAAUUACAAGAGUACAAGACAGGUCAUCGAGUUGCUGGUAAUGAUAGCUUAAGCGAUAUGUGUCAGGAGCUGUCUAUGUUACGUAGUGAGAAUGCAUCAUUGCGGCUUCGUGUUACUGCCCUACAAGAGGCUAUUAGAGCUAUCAAUGCUCGUGUCACUCGUAUGGCUGGACAAGAAGCUGCACACUUGGUGCAGCGAGCUGGUGAUAGUAAUGAAGAAAUACAAACUCUCAUACAGAACUAUAUCCAUGAAAUAGAAGAACUCAGAACCCGUCUGGUAGAAAGUGAAGCAAUGAAUGAAUCUCUCAGACGCAGUUUGUCCCGUUCAACUGCACGCUCAUUGGUAACAGGACCUGCAACCCCUACCCCAUCAUUAGAAAAGGAGGCCAAUGAAGUUGUUCGAAGAGCAAAAGAAGAAGUACAGAAUUUGAAAAAGAAAGGAAGUUCAUUACAGUCUGAUAACUACAAAAAGAGCUUGAAACAACAACUGCAAAUCAGUGAAGAGACAGAUUAUAAUGAAGGAGAAGAGGAGGAUGACCAUGAAGAAAGUGAAUGCGAUGAAGAGGAAAGUGAGGGAAGUGGGGAGAGUGAGGCAGAGUCAGACUCAGAACCCGAAGAGAAAGGGUUGGGCUGUUGGGACGCAGGGAAAAAAUCCAGUGGGCCCCUGUCCUUGUGGGCCCCUCUGACCCAAGCCGGAUCCCUGCAAGCGCCCCCACCCAGUCAGCCCUCACCCAGUUUGCCAUUCUGCAUGGAGGAAGGCUCACUUGGAGGAGACCUUGCUGACUUGACUUGUGAGAUUGAAAUUAAGCAGCGUCUGAUUGAGGAGUUAGAGCAAAGUCAGCGGAGACUACAAACACUCAAACUUCAGUAUGAGGAAAAAUUGCAGCAACUCCAGAGUCGGAUUCGUGAUACACAGCUGGAAAGGGACCGAGUGCUACGGGAACUUAGCUCCAUGGAGUGUUACACAGAGGAAAAGGCUAACAAGAUCCGUGCUGAUUAUGAGAAAAAGCUUCGGGAAAUGAAUCGAGACUUGCAGAAGCUGCAGUUGGCUCAGAGAGAGCAUACACGACUCCUUAAAAAUCAGUCCCGUUAUGAACGUGAACUUAAGAAAUUGCAGAUGGAACUAAGUGAUAUGAAGAAGGCCAAAUCAGCUCUAAUGAAGCAGAUGCGGGAAGAACAGCAGCUCAGAAAACUUGCAGAAUCUAGAAGGAACAAAGAAAUAGCUCAGCUGAAGAAGGAGCACCAUAGACAAGAGCUUCACAUUAGAGCUUUGGAGUCCCAGAAGAGACAGCAAGAGAUAGUGCUGAGACGCAAGACCCAAGAGGUUUCUGCUCUGCGGCGUCUCUCUAGGCGACAAACUGAUCGAUCUGGGGGACGAAGCCACUCUGUUGCAGACUCUGGAGCAGAGUUGUCCACAAGCACAGCAUCUUCAGAACCAGAUAGUUCUUUACGUUCUGUGUCCAGUAUUGUCCGUCAUUGGAACCGAAAGACAAGUGGAGACGUUGGGCCAGUGCCCAAUGGGAGUCGUACACCAAGAAGGAAAGGGGUACGUCCAGGCCUACCACUCAGUAAGGCUGCUCACAUGAAGUGGCAAACUCUGGAGAGAAGGGUUCAUGAAGUCGUCCUACAGAGACUUACGCUUCUUAACUUAGAAAGCGAUAUGGAAAGACUGUUGCGGAAACGUGAGGAGCUGUCACUUCUGCAGGAAGCUUUGAUAAGUCGUUCCAUAGCUCUCCCAGAAGACAGGAAAGCAGAGGAAAAGUCACAGCAGGAUGUUGCCGAAGAACUGGAAGCUUUGACAGCCAAUAUUGAUUAUGUUAAUGACUGCAUUCGAGAAUGCCAGGCUACCAUUGUUCAGAUGGAGGAAACAAAGGAGGAUCUAGACUCAACAGACACCUCAGUUGUGAUCAGUUCUUGUUCUCUAACUGAGGCACGACAUCUUCUUGAUAAUUUCCUGAGAGCCUCAAUAGAUAAGGGCCUGCAAGUAGCUCAGAAAGAAGCCCAGAUACGGAUUCUGGAAGCCCGGAUUCGGCAAACUGACAUGGCUGGCCUGUCACAGGCACACAUGCUGCUGGAGAAAUCAGAGUGCCAUUCUGUGCAGCAGGCAGAAAACGGGUAUGCUAGCACAGAUGAAGAGGUGUCAGAAAUUAGCCAGACUUCUGAUGGAAGUGCUUCUUUCUCCUCCAUGAAAGGAUCCUGCAGUCAAGAUGACUUUAAGUGGAAGGGGGAACCACGGCUUUCAUGGCAAGUGAAGGCCGUGUCUGCUGAGUCUUUGAGUCCGCUGCUUGAAGCUUCCACUAGAAACAUCACCAAAUCCUUAGCAUCAUUAACUGACAUCCUAGAAGAUGUUGGGGGAUUCUCUCCGAGUGGUUUGCGGGGCAGAGCAUCACACAGCCUUACUCUUCCAAUACGUGGUAAUACAUUUCCGAGACAAUCCAGAGGUUUCAACACAUCCCCUGUGACACGCAGAAAAUCAUAUGACAGAGGACAGCCAAGGGCUUCAGACUCAAACCUAACACCUCCAUCAUCUCCCCCUAUGCGCCCUCGUAAUGAUAAAAAUGUCUUUUCUCGGCUAACAAGCAGUCAGAGUUCAGGCACUGCACUGGAUAAGUCUGAUGAGAGUGACAGCUCUUUCUCAGAUGUCUCCAGGGGCAUAAUAAGUCAAUUUGGAGGGCUAAAGAGCAUGAGGACAGCUCCUUUGCAGUGUGUUGCAAUUGCUGAGGGACAUACAAAGCCAGUUCUUUGUGUUGAAGCUACAGAUGAGCUCCUCUUUACAGGAUCUAAAGAUCGCACAUGCAAACUCUGGAAUCUGGUAACAGGGCAGGAAAUUGCAUCCCUUCGCAACCAUCCCCAUAACGUUGUAUCUCUGAAACAUUGCCCAAACUCUGGGCUAGUUCUCACAGCAUCUGCUUCUUGUGUGCGAGUAUGGGAUAUCCGUGACAGUGCUCGCUGUGUGAGGACAUUGUUGUCAUCAGGCCAGGUAAUGUCAGGAGAUAUCUGCUCUGGGCUAGGUUUCCGCUCAGGAAGCAGCACUCAGGCAGAGUUGCAAAUUAAUCAAAUAACUUUAAAUCCUGAUGGCACAAUCCUCUAUGCAGCAGCCGGCAAUGCAGUGAGAGCUUGGGACCUAAGCAGGUUUCAACCCAUUGGAAAGCUAACAGGACACAUGGCUCCAGUCAUGUGUCUUACAGUGAGCAACACACAAAACGGACGAGAUCUUGUUAUCACAGGAUCUAAAGAUCACUAUGUCAAGAUAUUUGAACUCCAUUCUGGAUGGGGAGGGGCAGUUCCCCCCACUUAUAACCUGGAACCUCCUCAUUACGAUGGUAUUGAGUGCUUGGCUGUACAGAAUGGGAUCCUUUGCAGUGGCUCUCGAGAUAAUGGAAUCAAAAAGUGGGAUCUACAGCAACAUGAGCUCACUCAGCAAGUGCCAAAUGCACACAGAGACUGGAUUUGUGCUUUAGGAUUUGUACCGGGACGUUCAAUGUUGCUUAGUGGAUGUCGUGGUGGCAUUCUAAAGGUUUGGAACAUGGAGAACUUUACACCUAUUGGGGAGAUCAAAGGCCACGAAAGCCCCAUUAAUGCGAUGUGUUCUAAUAGCCGUCACAUCUUCACUGCAUCUAGUGACUGCCGAGUCAAGCUAUGGGUUUAUGUUCCUGGUCUUACUCCAUGUCUCCCUCGACGUGUUCUGGCAAUCAAGGGCCGUGCCACUAGCCUUCCAUAACUUUCCAUUUAUUUUUCACCUUUAACUUUCAUCCCCUAUUGCUAACAUUUCCUCAUUUGCAUUUCAAUUAUGAGACACUCACCCCUGUAUAAAAGGAAAGACAUUCAAGGUGAGAUAUGUUAAAAAAAAGACUGCACUGUCUCACUGGCUUUAACAAAAAGGUUUAGUUACUUGUCCUGACAUCUACUGUUGCAGUGACUUCACAGUGAAAAUGUGGAGUAGAAGAGGAAGAAGUAUUGUUGGCAUUACGUGAAUUCUACGCUGGAAAAGACCUGGAAAAAGAACGAAUAGAUGAAGCACACAGAACUGGAUGAUUUACAGAACUAAUGGAUGCAUAUACCUAAUUUCUCUCUAUCAUAAGUUCUGUUUCUAAGCAUCCUGGAACUACCUCUUCAGAAAACAGUAAUUGCCUAAGAUUAUUUGCCUACUUCUCAUGGUAUGGCAUAGACCAUUAUCAGAAAGCUAUGGUUCAAGAGAGGAUUGGUGGUUGCGUUAAAAGGGGUGAGUUUAGAGCUCCAUUGCCCAUUGACAUUCACCCCGUACUUGAGAGCAUGCUACUUUACUAUCAGAUCAAAAAAUGACAACCCUUCUCCUCUAAAUUUAUUAAAACUGCACAAGUAACACUUCUGCCAGAUGUCCAAUGAAUCCCAUGAUUAAUAUAAACUACAUUGUAUCAGCUUAAAAUAAAAUCAAAGGUGCUACUUUUUACAGUCAGUGGGGCAAAUAAAUGAUGUACUGUUUUUUGCAGUAGUUACAAAUUGAAGGAAGGAGUUUAUUAUGGGCCAGGACAAAGCAAAUGUAUCCCUGAAAUAGCUACCUCUUGAACUUCACAUUAAUUUAAUGCCAUAUAUACUACUUUCCAGUUUGCUUUGCGUGCAGGGGUUAAAUGAAACUGGCAGUAAGGCAUCACGUAUAUGAAGUGUGAAAUGUCUAAAGCACAAGCAAGCACCAAGUGUUAAAUCUAAUGUAUUAUUAAAGCUGGAACUUGUUCCCAGAUUUAA